This is a messenger RNA of Prorocentrum cordatum, 1367 nucleotides long. The record is from the annotation of a GenBank genome assembly. Lineage: Eukaryota; Dinophyceae; Prorocentrales; Prorocentraceae.
AGCCUUUCCGGACUCAAGCCGCAGAUCCUCCCAGCGCGAGACCCGCCCGCGGCGCCGAGCAGCCUCCCAGUGGAACGCCCCGCGUCGGCAUGGCACCGUGCACCAGCCCCUCCACCAGCGCUCCCAGGCGUGGGCACGGCGGCGGCCACGCAGGGCCGAAGGAGGGCCUCGGGGAGCGGUGCCCGCCAGCGCCAGAGCCCAACCCCCUGUACGUCAAGACGCAGUUGUGCCGCUUCUUUGCGGCUGGCGCUUGCCUGAGGAGCACAGGCUGCAAGUUCGCCCACGGCCCGACCGAGCUCAAGACGCUCCCAGACUUCACGAGGAUCGGGGCAGGGCGAGUUGAGUCGAAGAAUAAACAUCUGCAUAAACAUAGUGCAGAUUUCUCGGAUCGGCGCUGGGGCGCCUUGGCGGCGAAAUCCGCGCAGACCGUCACAAGUUGAUUAUAAUAAGGCAAUCCUGCAGUCGAUUUCCUGCUCGAGAGGACGCAGCUCUGCCCCUCCGUGCGUGCCCACGGCGCCUGCCGGCGCAGGCCCCGCCCGCGGGGCCCGCCGGGGCGCCGCGGAGGCGCGGCCGGGCCGGCGGCGGCACGGCGAGCCCGGGCGCGGGGGCGCCGCGCCUGGGGGGCGGCAACACAGGGCAGCGCGGAGGGGCCCGUCACGAGCAGCACCAGGGCGAGCGGGCCGGGCUCGGAGGGGUCGCCGCGCUCCCGCCAGCUCUCGGCGGCGUCCGACGGCCAGCUGUCGGAGUGCACGGAGCCGGGCGUGGAGUGCCAGGGGGGGGACAGCGGCCGCGUGUUGUGGAGGCUUGAGGUGAAGAACACCUUCAUAACGGUGGUCCACCGCACUCCCGUGGAGGCGGGCCCGAGCCGUACUCUGUCCUGUCCGGCGGCGCUGCGCCAUCGCUGAGGGCCUCUCGCACGCUCUGGGCCAGGCGCCAGAAGCAGGAGAGCCCCUCCGCCUCUGGCGCCUCCCAUGGCGCGCUCCGCGCGCCGGGGACGGGGGGCCUGCGCGGACGUCUUCCACCAUCACAUACAAGACUUGGAGCCGUGCGACGCCAUGCCACGCGCUCUGAGCCUUACAUAUUUCGGUGGAUUUUAUACACAAACCUUGGAGCCGUGCGACGGCAUGCCUCGCACAUUGAGCCUUGCAGGUUUCCUUGCCCAAUCCUUCUGACUGCCUGUUUCCAGUUGCACGGUGGUCUCUUUAACGUACCAUGGCAGGUUGUGGCGCCGUGCGACUCAAUGCUACGCGCGCUUAGCUGCCAUGGCGACAUGAGUUCGGAUGACGGUAAGCGCCGUCUCGGAACGAGAACGUGAUGGGAGUUUAUAAGAGGAAGUUUGGUAAGGAAUAAACCAAGAACUAAGACGC